This is a messenger RNA of Penicillium angulare, 3501 nucleotides long. RefSeq lists its product as uncharacterized. Gene Ontology annotation, molecular function: DNA binding; zinc ion binding; aldehyde dehydrogenase (NAD+) activity. Gene Ontology annotation, biological process: DNA-templated transcription. Bases 1 to 3501 code for a protein of 1166 amino acids. The transcript has 8 exons. Lineage: Eukaryota; Fungi; Ascomycota; Eurotiomycetes; Eurotiales; Aspergillaceae. The record is from RefSeq and is a predicted model, not a curated record.
AUGACACGAACGGAUCUCAAUUUCGAAGUUUUCUGCAACAUCGUCAAUGGCGAGCGCCGCAGCUCCGACAAAACAACAUCCAGCGUCGAUCCUUCGACGGAGUCCAAGCUAUGGGACGUACCUGUAGCCAGCCCACAAGACAUUGAGGAUGCUAUCCGCUCCGCGAAUGAAGCCUUCAAACUCUGGUCCGCCACACCCUUUGAAGAGCGAAUCAACAAGCUAGCACAAUGGAGGGAUCUCUACAUGUCAUAUAUGGAAGACUUCACCAAGUUACUUAUGGCGGAGUGCGGAAAGCCAUAUGCUGUGGCAUCCGGCGAGGCAAAUGAGAUUUUGGCUCUCUUCAAGCACAAUCUUGAGCUUCGCAUUCCAGAAGAGCGAAUUGAGGACGAGACACGUAUUCAGACUACUCGGCAUGUUCCUGUUGGUGUCGUUGCCGCCAUUUGCCCAUGGAACUUCCCUAUGGUUCUCUCGGUCGGAAAGAUCAUACCUGCUUUGUUGACCGGAUGUACUAUCAUUGUGAAGCCGUCACCCUUCACACCUUACUCUGCACUCAAGAUGGUCGAGCUUGCCCAGCAGAUAUUCCCUCCCGGUGUGGUGCAAGUUAUUGGUGGCGACGAUUCUAUUGGUCCCGCACUUGUUAAUCAUCCCAAUAUCAACAAAAUCGCUUUUACGGGGUCCAGUGCUACCGGGAAGAGAAUCAUGGCCUCCGCUGCUGGAACCUUGAAGCGCGUGACUCUGGAGUUGGGUGGCAAUGAUCCAGCUAUCAUUUAUCCCGACGCUGAUAUCGAGAAGACUGCCCCAGAAGUCGUUCAAGGAUGCUUCGUCUUCACUGGCCAAGUCUGUGUCGCCACAAAGCGCGUAUAUGUCCACGAGAGUAUUUAUGACCCUUUUCUACAAGCCAUGGUUGAUGCCGCUUCCCGGUUGGUUGUUGGAAAGGCAAGUGAUCCUACCACGACGAUGGGUCCCAUGCAAAACAAAAUGCAAUACGAGAAGGUAAAAGAAUUGAUCAAAGACAGCGAAGCCCAAGGAUACAAGUUUGCUCUUCCACCCCAAUCCAUUGCCUCCGACAAAGGAUUUUACCUCGCCCCAAGUAUUGUCGACAACCCACCUGCAACAUCUCGAAUUGUCACCGAGGAGCAAUUUGGCCCAAUUGUGCCGGUUCUCAAGUGGUCCGACGAGGCGGAUGUUAUCGCCAGUGCAAACGGAACUACCUCCGGACUCGGCGCUUCGGUGUGGAGUGGUGAUGCCGCUCGUGCGGAACGAGUUGCUCGAUCAAUGCAAGCUGGAAGUGUUUUUGUAAAUUCUUGGGCGAAGACAACACCCCGCGCAAUGUUGUCAGGACACAAGGAGAGUGGGCUGGGAGGGGAAUGGGGCUCCACUGGAUUUCUCGAAUACUUCAAAACGUUCGUGCUUACCGUGCAUGUCAACGAUGUCGUCAACGAAAGCUCAAAUGUGAUCAAAGCCUUCCCGCUAACAUUACGGAGGACAAACGCACCGGACGGAGCAUCAAUCUCAUGUGUACAAUGCCUCCGAGCUGGGAAUGAAUGUGUACUUGCCGGAUCGCGGCGAGGGGGCGACUUCUCACGAUUUCGUGGGUCGCAACAGAAGCAGAACUCCACACCAGUCGUCCGCCGCCCGGGAAUAAAGCAGAGGUCUACCGAUCGACCAAACAAAGACUCAGGGAAAGGAGAUGAGGAUCCGAUAUACGCCGAGCUCACUAAUCCAGGCGAUGCUCUCCAGAUACUUGCUCGGCUUGCAGCGAACGAUCACCGAGUUUCCAAUUUGCCCAACUCCACGGCUUCAGAUGCAUUUGGCUCUUCUGUUUCGGAUGGACCACCGAACGUGGCAUCCGCAGGGAGUAGUCCUGCAAAUCCGAUAGCACCUCCUAUGCUGCAGUCGACGCUUUCCGAAACAGAAACAUUGGUGAUUGGUGUGUUGGGUAUAGACACGGUGAACAUCUUGGUCCAACAUUACGCAGCCACAUACCACACAUUCUGCCCCCUCGCAACGAGAAAAGUCAUAGCAACAACCGAUCCGCGCAAAACAGCAGUAGAGGAGCCCUUCCUCUUGACUGUAAUCUUGACCAUCGCAUCCAAAGAUGAGACCGCAUACAGAGAGAUCCAUCAACACUGUUGGAAAUAUUUGAAAAGGCACUUGCUUGACGUAUUACUUGCCACACCGGCGACUUUGAGGGUGGGAUCAGUCGAGGGUCUUUUGCUUCUCGCAGAGUGGGUUCCCUACUUACAGCUGGAAACAUGCUCUUAUCCCAAUAUGUUCCCGAUGAACCUCAGUGCUGUGGAAGAUAACAUGGCUUGGUCUCUUAUUGGACAAGCAGUGAGGCAUUCCUAUCUGCUCCGUCUAGAUAAGGCAUCCUUUCGGGAGACAGCAAUGGGCGAGACGCAGGAACUAGAGAAUCGAAAGCUAUUAGCAUGGAUAUUUGUGUACAUCUCCGACCGGCAGAUAUCUGUCCGAAUGGGUCAAUCUUUCUGGUCCCGCGGGCCAUCUCUUUCCACAAACUUCACGGCGAACGACUUCCCAAGUCUUCGGCUUCCAGCAGAUGCAGAGCACAAAUAUGCACAUGUUCUUCAGGCUACAAUAGAGCUCACUCAGCUUCUCCAUAAUGUGCAUGACAUACUGUACGCAUCCAAAGAACGCAGAGCCCAAAUGGUACGACGGGGAGACUACAAUCGCUAUCUCGAUGAUUUCCGACAGUCCAUCGCAGCAUGGGAAGAACGAUGGGAUAGUCUUGAAGCAUCGCCAAAGCUAAACAGCACUAUGCACAUAUUCAAAGAAUAUGUCCGUUUAUAUGCGAGUGCUUUCUCCUUCCAGUCACUUCUUUCAAAAGCUAUGCAUCUUGACCGAAGAGAGCCAGGCCCUCUCACAUCAGGGCCAAACGAUGUCGCCUCACUGUUCCCGCGAGGAAUCUUGUCCACUGCAGAGGGCACAUACAUUCUUGAAUCAGUGGAUGCUGCUCGAAGAAUUCUAACAAUAGCGGUCCAGACGAGCUCUGAAGCACAGAUUCGCUAUAUGCCAUUCCGAUUUUACGUGUACACCGUCUACUCCGCCGUUUUCCUAUACAAAGCCGACGUAUUCGGUGCGCUAGUGAGCACGGAAUAUACAGAGAUAGCCUACUUGGUUCAACAAUACAUUCAAGCGCUGGAGCAAGCAGCGAUCAGCGAGUUCCAUAUUGCUAGCCGUUUUGCAAGCUUGCUCAAGCGUAUGUGGGCUUCCGACAGGCAGCAAUCUUCUAGAGGGAGAGACGCGCCUUUCGAUGUCAUGAACAGCAUCAGCCGUCUCCGACAGCCACCGCAGGCUUACGAGCCUCUUCAAAAUAUUGACACGAUCGACGAUCGGAACCGCCGUUAUGCUCCAUUUGAUACGAGACUUCCAGAGCCGUGCUUUAUUCCUACACCUGAUUUCAAUAUGUUUUGUCCCGAGUUCUCAAGCCUAGAGUCUGAGUUAGUAGAGCUUGGCAUGGGAUCUCUCAAUGAUUCUCUAUGA